CUCUACUUCGGAGAGGUCCUGGGCCAGGCGAAAUUUCUCGCACACGGUCCUCCACUCUGAGCUCUGGUGCGCAGCCAUGUUUCUUUGAGGUAUGACAAGUGUUCACCAGCAGAGGUCAGGCCACGACGCGAAGCUUCUGAUAUGGCUGCUUAUGGCAUUGCCUUUAUCACUGUCCAAUAUUCUGGCGCCAUCUAAAUGUCAAGCAGUGUAUUUCACAGACACAAGCUGGCUGCUUGCACGUUUUGGCGGAUAUGACAGUAAGAUUCUUGUUUUACAUCACGGACUAAAGAAGAAGUUCAUGAUUGUUCUCUUUAGGGUACUACAGAGCAGAAAAUAACACCUCAUAGGGGUCACAGCAGCCUACAGCAGCUCUCUCUGUGUGAGUUUAAGCAGUUGCAGUGUAUUUUAGGAAGUGACGCUACCACCCACCAUCAGGAAAUAGACUGUUUCUUUUAGUAGAUGUAAGUCAUGAGCUGAAGGCAAAUCGGUCUUAUACCACAGUCAUAUACGUGGUGUAUUUUCAUCAGAAGCUAUAGGCAGAGAACGGAGGCAAACAGAAAGCCACUGUGGGAAGUUGCAGCCACUAUACACCACCUGAAGCAAGACAUUGUUUAUUAUACGCUGGGAGUCUUAUCACAAGAAACAAGAACAACCUGGAUACUCCACAAUGUGUGAGGUGUUAAUUGUUUAUACCAGUGAAGCCAGGGAAUGGGCAGAGUAUCUACAGCAAAUCUUGGCGGCAUCAUCUAACUUUCCAGAGGGCUCCGUCAUUCUGUAUGAUGUGAACGAAGAGAUGUGGAUGAAAAACCAUGAGCUGUUUGGCUCCAGCAAAUGCAUCAUGCUUUUGCUGUCUGCUGCGUUGCUGGACAUGCAGCAAGACCCAGAGGUGCAGGACACUUUCCGGGAUCUUCUUCAGCCUCCAUUCAAAAUUGUUGCCUUUUUGUGUGGCGUAUCAGAAGGGCAAGUGUCAGCGGACUAUUUUGAAUACUGGGAGUAUUGGAGAAAGCUCAAUUCAGAAGAAGAACCAUCAGUAUAUGUGUCUACCGUCCUUGAGUGUGUUAAUCAUGGAUCUGUUAAUGAAAAUCAUUGCCAGAAUCCAUAUGAAAUUGAACUAGAAGAACAAAUGAAUGAGUUCACAUUAUCAGAGAUUCCUGAGACUUUACCCGAUGAGACGGAACAGAUUCAGUUGGAUGGGAAUGAUGUUUGUCAUACUGAGCAAACUUCUUCAAAUGCCACGGAGCCACAAGAUGACCAAACUUAUCUCACCGUCCAACCAGAGAGAAUACUCUGUGGGAAUCAUGUGAAUAUUUAUAUAAUCAUGGUAAAGAAAAUUGUGGAUGAGGGCAGACUGGAGGUGGAGUUUCACUCUCAAUACUCGACACCUCUGCGGAUGCCUGGGACUCCUGUAAAUGAGUACAUUGUUACUGUACAGUCACCUGAUAUGCCAGCUGGGAAAGUCUCAUUGACUCUUUAUCAAAAUGAAUCUGUGGUCUGUUCAACAACUGUAACAUAUUACACAGAAAUGGAGGAAAUUUGCAGUUAUCUAAAGAAAGCAGUGGAUCCAGUGCAGUUCAUGUGUCAGGCAUUUGAUAUCACAUCAAAGGUGCCCGAGUCGUUGGAUAAUUUGCUUGCAGACUGUCUGGAAGAACGGAUGCCUCUAAAUGCAUUACAAGUAUUUGGAAUUAGUCAAAUUGCAGAUAACACACCAGCGGAUCACCGUAAUGUGGAACUUCCAACACUGCUUCACUUCUCAGCCAAGUAUGGCUUUAAAAAGUUAACAUCUUUGUUAAUGCGGUGCCCUGGGGCCAUGCAGGCCUACAGUGUGAUGAACAAAGAUGGUGAUUACCCUAACAAACUGGCCGAGAAGAGUGGCUUCUCCGAUUUAAGACAGUUUAUGGACGAAUAUGUUGAGACAGUAGAUUUAGUGAAGACCCAUAUAGAGGAAUCUCAGGACACCUCUGGCAAUGAGGAUAUCUAUGAGGACAUGUUGACGGCUUCCCAAAAUUUCAUCACAAAUUUCGAUAACGAGGACAUUUACGAGUCUAUGAUGAAACUAAAUCCUGACAUGGAUGAUGAUCUGGAAAGUGCUCUGGAGGACUGUAACUCGGAGACAAUGCUGAGAAAGUUUUUUGAAGCACAACCUGACAAGAGUUUACAGUCCUUUGAACAUGCUUCAACUAAUGGUGGAUUACCUGAAAUGGAUGAUGAAGAUUACCAUGACCUUAAUGCAGAAAUCUAUGGGGACGUAGAAGAAGAAGACCUGUAUAAUCCGUGCUGUCCUGAUCAAAUUUAUGACACAGUGGAGCCACAAUCCACCCCUGAAAUAAUCAACCGCCCACCAGCACCGAUUCCACGACCCGCCAACCUGCCAGAGCCUGAAGAGAACACAACCUACAUUUCCAAAGUUUUUUGUCUCAAGGAAUCUGUAUACUCACUCAGUCAACGGCCAGAAAGGGAUUCCUCUUUAGCUCCCGUACGGCUGGUGAGAGACAGAGACAUGAGCAGUCACCAUGACCCCUUUGCAGGUAUGAAGACCCCGGGACAGAGGCAGCUCAUCUCUCUGCAGGAGAGGGUGAAGGUGGGUGAGCUGACUGUGGAAGAGGCAGUGCAGGAGUUCAAGGCUUGGCAGUUUGAUCAAGAUAAAAGAUGGCGCUCUCUCCGCUUUCAGCAGGAAAAUUUACAAAGAUUAAGAGACAGCAUCACUCGACGCUGUAGAGGCAAAGGGAAAAAUGAGCUUAUGAUUACAGCACCCAUGCAAACAAACAGUCAGUGGGGUUCUCAAAUGAACGUGAAUUGCUCAGUGUACGAACCUGCACCUCGGUCGAUUGCCCAACCCCCUCCAGUUAGUAGACCGCUGCAGAGAGGAAGCUGGCAGACAGGAAGCACCUCCAGCACUUCUAGUUUGACCCGUGCAGGCAGUAGCAGUCACAGAUUGAGCAUUCAGAGCACCGUCAGCAACAGCAGUGGGGUGGAAGGAGAAUGUGAGGAGCCUCCGGAUAUUCCACUUCCUCCGCGGCCUCUCCGGCCUGUAGUGGAUAUUCCACCAGUACUCCCUCCACCCAGGGUCCCACCACGGGUAAUAGAGAGGAAUCCAGAGAUACUAAACGAGCGAUAUGUAUCAACUCCAUCACGUCCUGUUCAUCAGACGACUGCGCAAAGGCCCAUGCUGCCUCCACCUAUACCGAGACGCACAUGGUGAAGGCAUGCUUCAACAUGGCUGGCUUUCAUUCUGUUUUGACUCUGCACUUUUCUUGUUGAGCCUCUGAGAUCUGUAGUCUCUUCAAGGUGGAACAAAAGCUACUGAUUGUGUCCAAAACUGAAGACAGCUGCUUUGUUGCCCUGUCAGUCAAUGACCUUACAGAGGUUUUGUAUGAAGGUCCCUCUUAAGGAAACUGGUUUGCCAUUUAUAUUUACCAACUGCCAUCUACGUAUCACAGAGGAUAUUAUGCAAACAUCAGUUUCAGAAGCUAUCUUAUUUUUCACAUACUGCCUGUGGUUUCAGUGUCCAGUGUUCCUCAAGGGUUUUGAUCUAGACUCAACUUGCAAUGCAAACAAUCACCUUAGUUUAUAGGUAUUAAAUGAUAAAUCUUCAGCUGAAGAUAUGCAAUAUGUUGGAGGUUUUUUUUUUCAUAUAGUCACUUGUUUGCAAUAUAGCCAUUUGGUUUGUGCUCUCUGAGUCCCAUCAGUAGCAGACAGCAAACUCAAGACUUUGCCUACAUUUGUUGUAAUCCAAACUUUUUUCUAUUUGAAAUAUAGAUUGUGUUGGCUGGGAUUGGUCAUGAGAUGAUGAGAUUUAAAGAUGAAUAGUUUUAUGCAUUUCAAGUAUUUAUUGAUGUAUUCACUUUUUAUUGGCUAUGAUAUAUCACCCAAAUAGAAGCAGAGAAAGAAAGUAUUUAACAGCAUAAAAAGUGUGAAUGCACAGUGUGAAAAUGGCAGAUGUGUGGUUUGUGUGUGUGUGUGUAGUUUUUGUUUGUGGGUGUGUACAUUUUUGUUAGAUCGUGAAAAUAAAACUGAUUAAGGUCAUGAUAAAAUGGAUGUAGUUUUUCUUCCAUAUUGUCAUCCUUUUUAAAUACUUUCUAAGGUUUGCAAGGCUUUGUUUGUGUGUAAAUGCUGGCCUCUAUAGAGGCCCUCAGUAUAUAUAGUAUGGUGGAGGUGUUUGACAAAUGCAUAUAUUUACCUAAAAAUAAUGAGUAUUUAGCCUACCCGAUGUACUUGAAACAUAUUUUAUCUUUUGGCUUCGACAAUAUGCUCAAAAUUCCAUUCACAAAAUUAUUUAAUACUCAAUCCAGUAGCUAUAUGUUUGCUACUUGCUUAAUAAAUUUCAUGUGAAUGUUAAAAAUUACUUUCUCAGAUGUUUUUAUAUGUGCCAUUAUAAUUCAGUACAAAUAAAUACCAUUAUGAUUAAAAUAA
Cyprinus carpio (common carp) is the source of this 4410-nucleotide messenger RNA. Its product is annotated as phosphoinositide 3-kinase adapter protein 1-like. Gene Ontology annotation, cellular component: cytosol. Bases 668 to 3199 code for a protein of 843 amino acids. NCBI's taxonomy places the organism in Eukaryota, Metazoa, Chordata, Actinopteri, Cypriniformes, Cyprinidae. Gene Ontology annotation, molecular function: phosphatidylinositol 3-kinase regulatory subunit binding; signaling receptor binding. The record is from RefSeq and is a predicted model, not a curated record. The transcript is spliced from 20 exons.